Molecule: messenger RNA, 219 nt
Organism: Racocetra persica
Lineage: Eukaryota; Fungi; Glomeromycota; Glomeromycetes; Diversisporales; Gigasporaceae
Source: the annotation of a GenBank genome assembly
AUGGAAAGCACUAUUUCCAAAAAGAACGAAAUGGAAUUGAGGCAUUUUAAUGAAGAUUAUAAACAUUUUUCAUUAGUUCGAAAUUUUCAUCUUGCGGAUUUCAUUACUUUAGCAAAUGGUUUAUGCGGAAUGUUGUUUGAUUUAUUGGAUGGAAAAGUUGCCAGAUGGAGAAAUUCCUCCAGCAUUUUGGGCCAGGAAUUAGAUUCAUUAGCGGAUUUG